Molecule: messenger RNA, 3717 nt
Organism: Penicillium angulare
Lineage: Eukaryota; Fungi; Ascomycota; Eurotiomycetes; Eurotiales; Aspergillaceae
Product: DUF3433 domain-containing protein
Exons: 1
Coding region: 1-3717 (1238 amino acids)
Source: RefSeq, a predicted model, not a curated record
AUGGCACAAGAUAUAAACCGGCCUAGCACGCCUGAGGGGAGCACGUUGGAGAGCGCUCAUAGUUCUCCAGGCGUUGCUCUCCCGGAGGAGACAGAAGAGCGAUCCAACUCGGGAUCAGCUCAGGAUGUCAACGCCUCUCCACUGCCCGCGAAAUACUGGCUGCCAUUCUCUCUUCGACGUCCGUUUUUGCUCUUUCUGGCGAUUUUGUGUCUGUUGAUGGCCAUCGCGGGGGAGGUGAUGCGUCAAUAUUCUAAACACAACCAUGGACUCGUUCAUCUUGAAACGUAUAAAUCGCUUGGACUUGCUGCGGGACUAUUCGUUUAUGUUCCUACUACUGUCGCAGUUCUACUGGUGACACUAUGGAAUAUUUGCGUCCUCGAUGUCUUACGACUGGAGCCGUACUUCCAGCUGGCCAACCACGAAGGCUCAUCUGGUUCUGUGCUAUUCACGAAUUACUCAUUUACCUACGGCAUACUGGCGCCAAUCCGGGCUCUUCGUAACCAACACUGGGUCGUCGCAAUUGUCUCUUCGGUUGCUUUAUUACUGCGUACAAUGCUUCCGUCUCUUAUGUCGGGUCUUAUUGUACUGAAUGAGAUGAACAUUGUCACGAUGAAACCUAUCAAUACCUGGCCGGAUCUGAUAAACCUGGAGACUCAGAACAUUAUGUUAUCCUAUGAAGCAUCGCACUCUCGCAAUUCAUCUGAAUUUCAUGUAGACACAUUCUUUUUCUACCAGACCCACAACUACGCCAUACCUCCUAUCGUGCGACUGCCAGAGGAUUAUUCUGAAACGUCAACCUGGAAGAUGAACGAAACGGCUUAUUGGGCUGACUUAAAUUGUGUUGAGGUACCUUUGAAAAACAUCAUUCCCGAUAUCAAUCCUACCAACUCCACGAGUACGACCACAUUGACCUGGAAUGUGACAGACAUUGCAUUCGAUAAGCUCCCCUAUAGUGGAGAUGCUGACAGUUGCACGGUAUCUUUCAUAUUAAACAGCAACAUACCCGAGGGGAAAGGAUCAUAUCAAGUGCGACACUGGGAACCUCUCAACUAUAAUGGGAGUGCAACAGACAGUGCUACCAUGAAUACUACUGGGUGCGGGUCGUUCGCAUUGUUUGGCCUCUCUAUCAACAUGGGAUCAUCACUCACAAAUUUCUCAUCGAAUGCCACGUCAUUUGGCUGCAGUAGUAGAUAUUUGAAGGGAAAGGCAGAGAUCGCUUUUCCCGUUAAUACUUCUUUUGUUGAUGCCAAACACGUCUUGGGCCCGAAUGAAAGCGUGUCUUCUUCUCAAUUCAGUAUUUCAAGCUUUGAAAGUCUCCUGCACACAAAAUACAGCAAUGCCAAUCUUGUGACACCGGGGAGCAGACAUCAGAUCUCGAGUCUGACCACAUCCACUGGUGUAAAUGGCACCUUGCUCAGUGACCUGACUCCGAUUGAAAUUACCGACUAUCAAUCAGAAAUUCGCCAACUCUGGAAUCACAAUUUUGUCAACUCAAUGAGACGAUUCUUCAAUACUACCGGAGACCCUACGCCUGUCGAUGCUAGACAAAUCACAGAUACGACUCUUUAUCAGGUCACCUCUCGUUCGGCCUUAAUGGCCGAGGGCCUUCUCUUAGUGGCAUUCAUUGUUCUCAUUUGGUUGUUCUUCCUGUAUCCGCACCGCCUUAACUUUCUCUCUGGCGACCCCAACUCGAUUGCUGCGCAGUGCGCUCUCUUGACAGACACUUUCUCUGCGGGCAACUCCUUGAUCCGAUCGGAAAUCGCAUUCGAUCGCGCCACGCCUAGACAACUUCGCCGAUUUGCUCGAACAUUGUCUUGUCGAUGGAUAGACACGCCUGAUGGGAAAAGGAUAGAUAUUGUCCCCAAUGACCCCAACUUGCCGUUUUUGGAAUUACCAAGUUCACGGUUACGCCGCAACCCUAGACCUCACUUCUUGACGCCUCCAUGGUUCUUGAUUGAAUGUGCAGUUAUGGCUGGCGUUCUCGCCGCUUUUGGAGUUGCUUUUCAGUAUGUCCGUCUAGAUAAGAUCGACUCCAAUUCAGCUGGCGUCACCUUCAUCUACUACUUCCUGAUAUACGGCCCUACCAUAAUUGCUUCGAUGAUAGGAUCUCUGUUUAUCUCCAUUUAUCGUCAUUUGAGCAAUCUUGAACCUUGGGUUCGCUUGCAAAAGGGAAUGGCGGUGGCUAAACAGUCUAUUACUGCUAACUAUGGCUCCCAAACGCCUAUCAUGUCUUGGAUGACUUUUCGCCACAGUGCGCCUCCAAUAUUGGUCCUGCUUUCGUUGAUGUGCUUCUUGGACAUGUUCUUGACUGUUGCCAGUAGUGGUAUGUUUGAGCCAGUUCUAUACAACUCCACUGUUCCCACUUCGUCAUUGUCUGCGCGCUACAACCAAUCCCGUUUCCUGAAUCCUACCGUGCGAGUAGAGUUCAACGGAAACAGUUUCAUCUCUGAUAGUUUGGUGAUGGGUUAUUCCCUUUUGGCUUGGACGACACCGGAUACGUCUUUCUAUCCAAUGAUGAUACACAAUAAUGACCCGGACUAUGAUUGGGAGGAAUAUAACGCGGUAGCACGCGGCGUGGGCGUUGAUCUUCAAUGUAGCAAAGUCCCCACCAGUGAUUCAUCUCACGAUCGACCAACUGGAAACUUAUAUUGGACAUACCAGCCUUAUUCAGAUAUCGACAUCAAUUGUACCGUGGAGUUCCAGCAGCCUGCUUUUGAGCACCGCCUGUUCAAUGAGUCUGUCUACUUCCGUGGUCCCAUGAAUGCAAGUGAGAUAUGCCAGAAGACCUUCAUGGUAAUCACAUACAAUGAUUUCGACAGCAUCAACGCGACCUCCGGUAACAACUCAACAGUCUUCCAGUGUGCACCGCAGAUUCAGAUCCAGGACUUUGAUAUCGAUUUUGAGUAUGAAGGCACAAUCGAUGACUGGGAGCCAGUAGCCGGAAGCGCAAUCACAAGCGGUGAAAUGUUCCAAAACGCCUCGGCCAGCCUCGUUCCCUUCACCCAAGCUUUCCUUCGCCAAACAAAGCUCGCGAGACAGGAUAUCAAUCCUAACCAGUAUGACUGGGCUGUUCUACUCACCCGCCAAGUUUACGACACUUUCGACGACUCCGGCUCCGUUGACCUUUCACUCCUUCAACAAGCCGUCGAAUUGGGCUACCAAUCUACUUUCAGCACCUACCUAUCUCUGUGGCGCGACAUAUACUUCGACCCAAUUCUACACACUACCUCCUCCAUUCCUGGCACUACAACCGACACGUUCUACGGCAUCGAGCCAUCUUAUACCACAAUUUUCAUCAUUCUCGUCCUCCUCUCAAUCGACCUCUCCGUCUUGAUGGCAGUCUUCUGGUUCCGCCACAGACACUACAACGGUCCUCAAAUCCCGCGCUCUAUUGGUUCCCUGAUUCCGUUAAUAGCUAAUAGCCGCAUUCUUGGCGAUGUCCGCGACACGGCUGGUUGGACUGAGGAGAAACGCCGCGAGCAUCUCGAUAAACUGGGACGAAAAUAUCGCUAUGGAGAAUACACUCUGCCUAAUGGUGAAAAGCGAUUAGCGUUGGACUAUGAUGAAAAGCCCCUCUAUGAAAUCUUCGAUGAACAACAACAUGAGCUUGGUGAUAUAUGUGUCGAUCCUAUUCCGGAUCAGGAUACGGAACCGCCGCCGGCGUCAGCGACAGUGUCCACUACGCAACUGAUAAAUGAACAUAACGAUAGAUCGUAA